This is a messenger RNA of Parnassius mnemosyne (clouded apollo), 1443 nucleotides long. The record is from the annotation of a GenBank genome assembly. Lineage: Eukaryota; Metazoa; Arthropoda; Insecta; Lepidoptera; Papilionidae.
AUGUCGAAAAAUUGUUUUAAAUGCAGGGAAGAAAUAACAAAACGAGACUUUAUUGAAUGUCCCAAAUGUAAGAAUUUCUUUCACUUAGACUGCACAAGUAUAGGAGAAAAAUUUUUCUUCUUACUAGAUGUCGAAAAAAGAAAAAAAUGCCUAUGCGAUUAUUGUAAAUACCAAAAACUGCCAAAUUUUGAUCAACUAAAUAUAAAUAUACCUACAACUAACUCCUUUGAUGUACUAGACGUGGAUGAUGAGUACGCAGAAUUUGUAACCUUUCGUCAGAAAAAUAAAAAACUACCUGAAUCACUACCAGAUUUUUCAGACUCAUUUAUGUCUACUAAUACACACUCUCGUUCAUUAAAUUUACAAAAAACCUCUCGCAGUCUACCAGAUGACGACUUAAGAGACUGCUUGAUGAUACAAGAGUUAAAAGAAGAAGUUUUAAGACUACGAACAGAACUAAUCAUAGCAAACAAAGAGGUAGAUAAUUUAAAUAUUACGAUUAGGAAACUUAACAAAAAAAUUUUAGAACAAGAAAAAAUUAUAAAAAUUUACAAAACUGUUAGUAUCGAUGACGUAAAAUUGAGAAAACCAGCUAAUAAUUCAUAUAACUCAACGCCUUUAAGUAAACCCAAAAAACAAAAAACAAAAAGUUUCAAGCCUGAUACACGCCAUAGUUCCGGAUGUGUUGAACAAAUAAAGCUUAAAGAAACAUUGCCUGCUACUCAACCUGAAAAAAUUGUGAACGAUAGAAGCCGUUUUUACGCCGAAUCUCUAGCCUCAAAAACUAAGACUAGUGAAGGAACUUGCAAGUACUCUCCGAAUAGGAAACUGUGCAUCAUCAGCAGCAUUCGCAGCAAUAAAAUGGCAGCCACACUAAGAAACCACUUCGAGACGCAAAACAUCUGCCACUACCGCAUAACAGGAGGUGGUAUUAACCAACUAUUAAGUGGUCUACAAACAAAACUUGAAGAUUACACCCUUAAUGACUAUUGUAUUUUGAUUGUAGGUGAAACUGAUUUUAAUGUUUCCAAAAAUUAUAAUGAAUUAGUUUUGAAUAUAAGAAAAGCCCUUUUAACCGUUCAGCACACAAAUAUUUUGAUAUGCCUGCCCACUUUUAAAUUUUGUAACCAAUCAAAUAUAUAUAAUAGAAGAAUUGAAACCUUUAAUAACUUAUUAUACUCUGAUAAUAUUAAUUUUGAAUACUGUUACAUUUUAGACUCAAAUAAAAAUUUAGAGUAUUCCACUCAUAUGUUCUCAAUAUAUAAUGGAAAAUUAAAUAAACUCGGAUUAAAGACCUAUUUGCACGACAUUGACGAAUUCAUAACAAUAUUUGACGAUCUAACAUUCAGUGAAAAUCGACGAAUGGAAAAUAUCUCUAAUCUGGAAGUAAUAACGUGUCAAGAAAAUAGAACUGACUCACAGAAGUCUUCCUUUCGCCCCUAA